This is a messenger RNA of Coprinopsis cinerea okayama7#130, 2421 nucleotides long. RefSeq lists its product as hypothetical. The record is from RefSeq and is a predicted model, not a curated record. Bases 1 to 2421 code for a protein of 806 amino acids. NCBI's taxonomy places the organism in Eukaryota, Fungi, Basidiomycota, Agaricomycetes, Agaricales, Psathyrellaceae. The transcript has 13 exons.
AUGUCGCGUAGGGAGCUGCAGAAUAUUCUCAUUCCUCCUGGGCUUGAAGCCCGUGCGGAGGAUGGGCACGAUUCCCCUUCCAGCUCUCGCUCUUCCAGCCCUUCUUACUAUUCUCCUCAUGUGUGGCCAACUGAUACCCGCUAUGAACCAGCGCAGAUUCCUGUGAUCCCCCUCUCAACUCAAUUCACAAACUCGUCCUCCCAUGAUGAAAACCGCUCACCAGACGACUUUGACCCCUAUCUCCUCGUCGCCAGUAGACGCCCAUCUCCUCAUGUCGAAGACGUCCUCCCCUCACGCUCUCCCGAUCCGGUUGCCAAUGAGACCUUCGUUAUCGACUUCGAUGCCCGCGAAGGUCAAGGGCGACAGCAUACACGCGACCUUUCAAACACUUCCACGCAACCUGACACUCCUUUCGGCACCUCUCGUCCGUACAGAGACCGUUUUCCAUCCGACUGGGAGACAAGGCCUAUCAAGCUACCCCGCUCACGUUCGCCCAGUCUUUCGAGCUCUUCGAGCACCCCUUCGAGGAAAGGUGUCCGGAAGUUCUUACUCCGGCCCUCCCUCGCCUCGCUUUCCUCAAGGGACGGCCCUAGACAUUUCGAACGUCCCCAAUACAAACGGUUCAUCAUUCACCUCGCACUAUGUGGUGCGAUCUACCCAGCCCUCCUGGUUGCAACUAUCCUCGCCCAUGGCAAAACAAUCUUUUGGGCUCGAUUUAUUACGGCUGCUUUUACUCUGGCGGCUGGCCUGGCUUUAGCGUCGAGCCUAGUUGAAAUGGCGAAGAGGAUAGCUGAAGCAGCUGUAUGGGCGACAAUCAUACAUCAGACGAAGUUCGAGGGGAGCCCUGGUAUCCGAAUGAAGGACUUGGUUGGGUAUGCGCGGAGUAUGGGUAGUGCGUGGUCUGGUCUGUGUCUGCUGUGGGACAGACAUGCGUACCCGGGCGCAGAUAGGGAUACCAGGAAACGAUAUGACUCUCGUCACUGGCCGCUCUACAUCUGGUUUUAUGUCCUAGUGACUACUUUCAGUCUGAUCCUACCCUUCUUACUCGGUCGUGCUGUGGACAUCGAUGUCGAGGCUGUUGAAGCGCUGAAACCCUUCAAUGUUGCCGUUUCUAACGGGGACCUUUCAGAUCUCGAUGUCGAACGCCUGCGGUCGCAAGGUGCUAUGUUGUCGGUGGAUUCGGCUUUACGGUGGACCCUAUUUACACCUCAAGGCGAUCCACUGCCAGUAGCCCUUCAGUCGGCCAACCAUACUGUCUAUUUUUCUCCACCGGACACUCUUGAAAUAGAUGGACUUGUACCAAAACCCAUAGAGUCAGGUCUGUUGCGGGUUCCACGCUGGGGCAUACGAAUUAACUGUGUGCCCCUUUCCAACGGGAAAGUGAACGUCGUUCCGAGAGCGGAAUCGGGUGCAGCAUAUGUCUUCACGACACGCGAAGACCUGCAGGCCAUGUUCCCCGAGCUCAGUAUCCCAGUGCCGGAGCACCGUUCCAGGCCGUUGAUCUACUCGUCCGUUAUGGCUCCUAAUGAUAGUUUACCUGCUGGUAUGGAUUUGGAAAGCAUCGUACUUGGAGCCCGAUUCAAUGAUACGGGCGAAUCAUUGUCUGUUGCACAAAUGUUUCCUUACCAUGCCAGCGAAAGGUUUCUCGCAUUCAGCACCACGCUAAUCCGGCUAAAUACCGCAUUCGCUCCGAACGGCGAUUUCAGUCAUUCUAUCAGUAUUUCCUCCGGCGAAGUUGGCUACGAUGCGGUCAAUUGCCUUCAGGUAUACGAGCCAUGGUUGGUUGAAAUUCACUACGCCAAUAAUCUGCCACCGAAAAUGACUAGAAUAUUGGAGAAAAAGCCGUUGGGUGAUGCGAAGGGUGAUAUCCCGGAUGGUGUUGCCAGAAGCCUUGAUUCGCGAAGAAUGAGUAACGUGUUCGAUAUCUUACAGCAAAAUGGGAUCAACGGGAUGUUGAAGGAUUAUAACGUGGCUGGUUCAUCGCGUUAUGCCCCGUCGCCUUCGAUUAUCUCAUUGACGGAUGGCGAGCUGCAACCCCUGGGAUAUACUCAACUCGAUGCAACGAGAUACGCGCAUCAGAAAGCACAGUCAGACGCGAAAUACGUCCUAUCGCAUCUCUCUGGAGCGGAGCCGCUGGCAGCCCAGUGGUAUCCUUAUGAAAAUCUGGCCACGGCUUCAAUCAACGCAAUCUGGUUCAGCGUCACGCUCGGUAUAAGCAUAGCUCUAGGAACCGUCGCCGCCUUUUGCACGCCGACACUUCCACUAUCCCAUCCUAGACGUGGUUUGGAUCUGUAUUCGGUCUUCUCUGCCCUGUACACUCGAGAGCUGCUGAGCACGAGGACCGGGAGGCUGCGGAGACAGAUGGAACUGGAAGAGAUCGAGGAGAUAUUGAGAGAUAGUAGAGUCCGUUUUGUCAACUAA